AUGCCUGUUUACAAACGUGCGUUGAUUAUGUAAUUUUCCCUACAUUUUCUUAGUUAAUGUCAAGUGGAAGAAACAGAAAUUUACCGAUGUUGAGUGUGACACAAAUGAACCACCUGGAUCCUUCAAAGCUGUUCUGUUUUCUCUUACGGGUGUCCCACCCGAACGCCAGAAUGUUAUGAUGCCUGGAGGAAUUCUUGGAGAUACCAACUAUGAUGGCAUCAAACUCAGAGAUGUUGUUUUUUCGAGUUCUUACUUUUCUCUUAGGGGGCUACUAUUAUGCUGAUGGGUUCAGCGGAAGAAAUACCACCGAGUUUACUUUCUACUUCGCAUGCCCCGGUUGAGCAGGCUCAGGUCCAUGAACGAAAAUUAAGAAUGCCCAUUGGAAUCGUCAACCUCGGAAAUACCUGUUAUAUGAACGGGACUCUCCAACUCCUGUUUUCUAUCCCCGAGUUACGGGAUGCUCUAUCAGUGUGCGUCAUUCUUACCAUUUAUCUCUCAUGUUGUUUGCCUUUGUCGGUGCGUGUUUCCACAUCUUGUGCUUGGUAAGCGUAGAAAUGUGGUAGAUACCACGGACGGUUUUAACCACUGGAAGCUGGGGCUAAGAUCACGCAAAAACUAGGACCCAUAAUUGACGAGACCGCUCUGCCUAAACCCUAUCAUUUUAUAUCAUUCGGUAAUUAAGUCGUUUAGUUUUACUCUCACGCAUAUAUGUAUGCUGCGUACAAGUUACCGAAAUCCUGGCUUUGAGGACACUUCUCCAAUAUUUGUUAGUAAUCAGCCCGAUUCCGUCUCAGCAGUUGUGAACAUCUAUUUUUUCAGUCCUUUAACCCUUGCGAAAAUAGUGUUCUCAGCAAUAAUUGAAAUGAGCUCAUGACGUUUCCAAAUUUAAUCGUCUAACCUGUUUUAGCAUGCAUUGUUACGUUCACUUUUAGGCAUGCAGAAGAUUUCCUUGGUAACAGCGCCUCAUUCACUUUUGGAGGUCGCCAAGUUUUACUAUGGUUGAUACUUUGUGUUGGGUUACUUGGAUCGCAAUCAAAACAAGCUUGUCCACCGAGAAAUAGCCGAACGAAAAGAUUCACACACAAAUGCAGAUGGGGUGGGUAUUUAAAUUCUCGGCUUAUUCGACGUCAGUCAUGCUGCAACCACAUUAACGUUAAAUACCCACUUCAUUUAACUGCGAGACGAGGUGCAGCUUUAUGACAUUGAAAUAUCCCACUAUCGUGAGUAGUCCUACAGUUAUUGGUUACCCGACCAAAGUACUUCUUGCGAUCUCCAUAUCAACAUGGGUUCCCGAAGUAUAGGCCUUCGGAAACGCCCUUUUCAUCACGUACUUUUCUCACGUUACUGCUGUGUCUUGGAAACUGGCUUAUGUCAGACCGACCUGUUUUAACUCGCAACUUACACCUAGAAUCUUAAAUAAGUGUCCGUUACCGAGCAAUCGUCGACUGUUCGUGCCGACUACUUGCCUUUAUUCUCCAGUAGUCUGUGAAAAACGGUUGUUUCGUUAACGUCAUUUUAAUCGUGUCGUUCGACCCACUUUAUCUUUUGACUUACUUUCUAAUUGUUACCCAAUCAAUAGUGUUGUUUGAAAACAUGUCUUCGUACUUUCGUUGAAUCGACAUUUUGUCUUCCGUCUUCUCAACAUGUCACCAGUGUUGCAAAUAAUAUAUUAUGAUAACUGGAUGCAAAAUCAUAUUUAUUCCUCGAUUUUUGUCGGAUUUUACUUUAGUGUGGAGCCCUCGCGACUACCAACCAGCAUGAACGAAAACUCGAAAGCCCUCAUCACUUCGAUGCGUUUCCUUUUUCAGUCCAUGGAUAAGGCUGAAAAGGCCGUUAUUCCCGUCUUCUUUUUGAAAGCUCUUCACUCUAACUUUCCCCAGUUCGCAACAACCGCUAGCAAUGCCACCGCGGGCCAGUUGGACCCGGCACUGGCAGUAGCAGGUAUGGGCAUGCCUGUCUAUCAGCAACAGGACGCAAACGAAUGCUGGACCGAGAUCGUGAGGAUCCUGCAGAGGGUUACUGUGGACUCACAUGCACUUCAAAGCAAACCGGUAGUUCUCAUGUUUUUUUUCAUACUUGUUGUUCUGUUGAGCAAACAAAGGCUGAAAAUCAAGCAUUUUGAUCCCCUAUCGAUACGUGUUAAGAUGCUUGUCCACGUUUACUCUCAGUACAAAGCGCUCCCGACCAUUUUCUCGUGACGGCCGUCUUAAAGAAGCAACUGACUUGACAACAACCUCAAACUGUGGGUUUACACCUCUAUUAAAGCUCGGUUAUCUUGACUCGUUUCGUUUUGCGACACCGCCGCACUGGCGUCCGCAAGAGCUUUAAGCCUAUUCUCCAAGUCAAAACUGAGCGGCUGUCGCCCGUCUAAAAGACCAGGCAGAUAGACGUCAUUUCCAGAGGACGGCUCGUUUUGUCCUGAUUUUCCGGUACCUCAUGUGCGGUUACAAAUAUGCUCCCAUGUAAAUGCCCAUGCGGUCUCGAGCUCGCCAUCCACCGCCCAUACUUCUCUGCGUUCACAUGUUUUCCCUUAACGGCAUCCGGCCCGCCAAACUGAAGUGUAUUUUCAGCAAAGGGUAUUCUAUGAGCCCAAUCAGUUGACGUAUUAGAACUGUUAAGUAUUUUGAACUUCCAAAAGCCCUACUAGUUUGUGUUUGGUAUUGUGCAUUCAGAUCCUGAAACUAUCCACUCAUGAGCUAUUGCCUUUCAGUUGCGGUAGAAGGAUUUGGGUUAUCGCCACAAUUAACUGUGUUUUAGGUGCCACUGUCGUGAGUCUUGUUGUAGUAGCCGUAGAAACGUAUGUAAAUUACUUUUUGAAAUUUUUCCAACUGGAAAUCCCAGUCAUGCUGGUAUGCAGUUCGCUGUUACGAUAGACCUUUAGAAAACUCCCGGUCUUGUUUUCUGGGUUCUUCCUCACUUGAAAUAUGCCUAGACUUUCAAUGCCAUAGUCCAGUGUUUACCCUUUCUACCCGCUCUAGGGUCUUCCGCAAAGCUUUGGCACUUCCGGUGGCUGGAAUCCGAUCGACCGAUUUUUGACAGGACAAAUCGCUUCCACGCUGACGUGCACGGAGGGUGAAGAGCUCUCACAGCAGUCAGUUGACACCUUCACUCAGCUCUCCUGUUUCAUUGAUAAAGGUACUAUAUCUUCCUCCUCUCUAAGUCGCGCUCAGAUCUUUAGACUCGGUAAAAGUUCCGGUGUUCUAUACCCCGUCGCUCUUGAACAAUUUAAGCUUUGAUUUUCGGCAGACUCGAACAAUAAAAUAAAAGGAAGUGCUAUUUCUCAGAACGAUUAGUGAGUCGGACUUGAUCGCAGAUAUUUAAAGAAUAACGGUGGCACAUUGUGCCUUCUCUUAGUUAUACUUCUCUGUUGGCAUGCUUCUUUUGGCAAGACUUAUUGCGGCUGUCAAAGUAUGUGAUAACUUCUGCAGUCAUUCCAACGCGAACCUUUAAUGAUCUUUCAAAAGUCAUUGGCUCACCGUUUGCUCAUACCAUCUUUUGUUCGCCCGAAAUUACCCGUUUUGUUGACCAGAUUGUGUUUGGCGGGCUGUUCUCUCAAACCCGCGUUUUAUUUGCAGAUCAGCUGGGUUAGAUCUCUCAUGAAUAUGCCGACAUCUUUAUGCAUUUCACUCAAUGCGAACCAAUUAUGGGCUUAUGAGGACUCCAGCCUAUUUUGUUACUCCGUGACCUGCAGCCAGUUCUGAUUUGCUAGGCCCCAAGACUCAUAUUGCACUGCGCUAUGACCUGGGUUAUCAGUACUUCUUAAUAGCAUGACGCAAAGAUCGUUUAGUUUGUGAAUCUGCCUUGCUAGUACCGUAGGCCAAAGUCAUACUUCGCCAAUCUACGAGGUCAAACGUUAUAGACUUUUCGAUGGGGUUAGUGGUCCCGCGAAACCGUCAGCCAGACAUGUCAAACGUUCAUUUUUUAAGUGCAUUGGCGAAGCUGCAGUUCUGCUCGCUAACCGGAACUGCACUCGCCAUCCUUUCAAUGAAAACAAACCUAAAGAUUGACAGUGCGACCGCUGUCAGACUCCUAUCUGAUUGCACCGAGUCCCGUCUGGGAGAGGCUGCUGAUCGCGCUGUUACCAUCUGAGGAAACCGCUUACUCAGGUAAUUUUCGCGGCGGACGGCAACUCCCCUGUCUUCGUGAAAAAAUACCCCUCUAAGUUUUUAUGGACCGCUUGACUUUUCUCUGCCUCGUCUGCAACGCGAUGACUUGACUGCAUAUCCCUUUAAAGUGCCUUUUUGGCUCCAUCUACAGAAGUUAAGUAUCUCCACACGGGAAUACGUAAUGGCCUCGAGGGGACUCUGACAAAGAACUCUGAAGCCCUCGGCAGAGAGGCGGUGUACAAAAAGAUAUCGCGCAUCUCCCGUCUUCCUGGUUACCUCUGUGUUCAGUUUGUGCGCUUCUUCUACAAGGAGAAGGAACAGAUUAAUGCAAAGGUACGCACUUUGUCCUCUCUACAUCAAUAUGUUCACUCAGGCGCCACAAAUAUUGUUACUGAUAUCCUAAAAGGCAUACCGCGAAGUGGGAAAGUGACCAACCCUGCCGCUGUUACUCCUGCCACCACAUAUGGCAAAACCAAACAUGCAUGCUGUGAUUCACAAAAGAUUCCCAAUAAAUCGAAAGCAGACCCAUCUAAGGGUUAAUUAUCCCUCGAAAAUUAGUGUAAUGCACAGUUUGGUGUCCGGUCAAAUGUUCGGUCUCCAACGAAGUUUUCCAGAAUUAUGCGCAGGAUUGGGAGUUAAAACGUUUCAUUGUUGCAUCGCUCCAUAUGCGUCUGCCUAGCGCAGAUGCGUUUUUUCGAGUUUUUGGUCCAGGGGUUUGCUAUUUGACUAGGACUGAGUUAUAUUUAACAAGAGCGACCCUUACGCUACCGUUUUCUUUAAACGAACAAGAUUUUUCCUUCGUAAAAUCACUAUUCUUUUCGGCAACGGCAGGGACCGUUGAGUCUGAUGGGGAAAAUUCCGUUCGCAGUGUUCGUAGCCGAUCGUCAGAGUGGAAGGUCUCUGUAUGUUGUGGCUAUCAAGACUAUACAAAUAGGGCAGCUGGUGAUGCUUUCUACACAAGUAAUAUGUAUUUUGUAGUCAUUUUGUUAUUUUUAUUCCGGUGAUAUCUGUGGGUUGCCCUAGGCUCCUCAGAGAAAAUAGAUUUCCGUAACAAAGGCCUGGAUGCACUUGCUGUCAGUGGGAUAAAAGAGUCUCGAAGUCUAUGUUUUUAGAAAUUGCUCGGCUACUGAACACAUGCGAGUCUACUCUAUUCGCCUUUAUCCAAAGCAAAGUGAAGGGGCAAGACGGAACAUUUCGCCACGUGUUGUCAUGGAGCCUUUUUCAUGAUCACCCCUCAAUCAUAGGCUCUAUUCUAUUACCUUAGGUACAAUGCGUACUGGUCCUACAAAUAUUAGAAUAUUUUUCAGUGGUUAUUUAGACUACCUUUUCAGUUUAUAAAUUACCAGCUUGCUGAGAAUAUACAACGCAAAACAUCUUAUCCUGCAAAUGGAUAUUAUAUACGGAAGGUCGUGGUCUGCUAUCUCGGGGUUACUUUAGGAUGUUCGUAUAAGCCAAGAAAUGGCUUCUAUGACAGAGCAAUGUAUUGUUUGCUGUAACUGUUACUAUGUUUUAUGCUAUGGACUUGUACAGACUUCGAGUUAAAUUUUUUUAGUGCCAAAGCACUCGUAUUUGUUGAAGGAAACGCAGUCGUUCACAUAUCGCCCCACCUGGUCUGCGUGGGGUUAGAAAUCGCUUCAAGUUUGUGAAGGCCGUCUUAGCAGACUUUUUCACAAAGACGCGCAAUAACGUAGGUUGGGUUCACGACAUUUAUUGGUGUAAGAGCUCGUCUGACUAUGGGGCAAUGCUUAUUUUUGCCCAAAAGUGUCGCAUCCCUCGUGUACAAAGUGAUAUGGAGUAUCUUAUGUGAGAGAAAGGCUUCGUACGAAUCGUGCACGUCUGAGUAUUUACUCACUAUAUGUAUCCCCCUCAUAAUGUUUCUUUCAUUUGCCUGCCCACUACACUAUCUGUCGCUGAGAUAGUCGCUUCCUUUGUUAUUGCCUUUGAUUAAACAAUGCAUAAUUAUAUCAUAGAUUCUCAAAGACAUCAAAUUUCCACUGAACCUGGAUCUCUACGAGUUCUGCACCAAGGACCUACAGGAAAAGUUGCUGCCGGCGCGUGAGAAGGUGCGCAUCGAAGAGGAUGAAGAGGCCCUGUCAGCAAAGGCUAAAAAAAUGUCUAACUCCGCUAAAGACGGUAUGUCCGUUAUGUGCUUAGUAAACUGGGUCUUUGGAGGUUUUCAAAGAAAAUUAUUGGCUACGUAUAUGGAGUCGUUUUACCGUCGGUUUUUUCCUCCAGCCACAUGUGUCUAUUGGCCGGCCUUUUCGUGUUUUCAGACAAUUCGCCCAAUCCCAUCGACAAUCCCGACUUGUAUGAACCCUACUGGUUUGAAGAUGAUCCCGGAUCCAACAACACGGGCUUCUAUGAGCUUCAGGGAGUCCUCACUCACCAGGGCCGAUCAAGCACCAGUGGGCACUACGUCAGUUGGGUCAAGCAAAAAGGUAUGCCCCCUCUUUAUUUCCUUUCUUUCUAACUGCCUGGGAAUACUUAGAACCGUCUAUCUGCUACCCAGUUUCACGUGACUUACGGCACUGUUCGGAACAAUGUCAUUUCAGUACUCCAAUUCCUCUGUAAAAACAACCAUCACGGCGUGCUCAGGUUACCAAUUAGCGAGACGACCAGGCAUCACCCAAGACCAAGGGUCAAACUGCAAUGUCGCCUUGGUGUGACCUAUGUUUCUCCUUCACUUGUGUGAGAUCCGACAUCCCACUCAUGUGGAGUUGGGGGUAAGCAAGUGUGUUGCAUCCUUAGAUCUGGCCUUAGCUUCGUCAGUCACUGUUACAUCGCUAAUCACCAAUCUUAACCCCAUCUUGCCAAUGAAACAUAAUAAAGGAUGUGAAAAGAGAGGAUGAACCACAUGUUGCGCAGAUCUGUCUGACUACAAACCAAUUCACUCGGAAGUCUCGUCCUCUUCGAGACAGUAGUGGUCCUUGUCACUUUGAAUGGACGAAUUUAUUGUUACUCAGACUCGGCGGCCGCCUACUUACGUCAAAUAUGACUUCAAGGGCGAGAAGCACCUUAGAAGAAUUUAGCUAGCGGUAAAGGACCGGAGCGACCCCGAGGAUGGCUGUGCACAAUGUCCCGCCAAUUUACGAGAGCAGUGUUCGUGCCUAUAGUCGAAGAUAGGCACAUUUUGGCGAUCUCUGUUCGGUAUUUAUAUCAGGCUUUUCCUUCAUAUAAGCGGUUUCGCCAGCAAGCCGUCUCACAAUCGGUAGUAGAGCGUAAUUGAUCCCGAGCUGGGCUUUCCAACAUGUGUAUGAGGUACCCGUAUAAUUUUAUAUCUUAUGUACGUCUCACAUCCCCGUUUUUCAUCCCAUUCUUAUACGGUGUCAUUGAUUAGGAUUCGCAUCAAGAACGUGACUCACAAGUGAGAAGUCAGUCACUCGUUUCGACUGCCAUUCAUCAGUUGGUCUUAGUUCUGCCCAUUUAAUGUGAAUAUAAGAGUCGAAUUUUAAGUCCACCUUUUUUACUUGGAGUGCAUCCCUUCCUUAAUUUCUCUGAUUCCUUACGCCCUUCCACACGCAUGUUGCCUCCGAUGUUUCCGCGCCCCCACCAGGCAAGUGGUUCAAGCUGGAUGAUGACACCGUCUCCGAGGUGGGCACCGAGGAUAUCCUUAAGUUGUCCGGUGGUGGUGAUUGGCACUGUGCCUAUCUCCUCCUCUACGCGCCGCGGCGUAUCAAGGUUCGUCCUGCCGGGAAUACAGCGACAACCGGCGGCGGCCCAACUGCGAUGGAAACCAACGAACCGGCAACCCAGACCUAG
Molecule: messenger RNA, 7865 nt
Organism: Spirometra erinaceieuropaei
Lineage: Eukaryota; Metazoa; Platyhelminthes; Cestoda; Diphyllobothriidea; Diphyllobothriidae
Source: the annotation of a GenBank genome assembly